Molecule: messenger RNA, 705 nt
Organism: Brassicogethes aeneus
Lineage: Eukaryota; Metazoa; Arthropoda; Insecta; Coleoptera; Nitidulidae
Source: the annotation of a GenBank genome assembly
AUGUCAAAAUACUUAAUUUUCUUCUUAGUAAUUGGGGUGUAUACAACAAUAGAUUUAAAUGAAAGUGAACUUAUAUAUCUGGCAAAUCAUUUGAGUAUAGAGGAAUGUAGAAAAUUGGUCGCAUAUGCACAUUACAAAUCGUUUGAUUUACCCAACGAGCUAGAUCAGGCAGAACAUAAGCUAUCUCUGGGCACAUCUUGCAUAGAUCUUCUGAACCAUUGGAAUUCUGCAAAAGGUGAAGGCAAAGGGGAAACCCAUGAAGUCCUGGAACAUAGGCUGAGACAGAUGAACAAAAAGGACCUUGCUGACUGGCUGGGGAAAACAGUUUUUAGACAGUUGGGUCCAGAUAUGGAAAGGGAGCUAAAAUAUGGCUUCAAAGAACUUUUGAACGACACCACUACCAUAAGAUACGCAAAAGGGCCCACAUUUAUGCCCGUCAUCGACGAUACCCCCCCAACAACAUGGCUCCCCAUAGAUUCCAUUCUAUACGCGAUUAUAGUUAUUUUACUGGUUAUUUUUAUUAUAGUUUGUUUCCAAGCUUGCUACGUGGUCUGGUACAAGUGCUUGGAGAGAAGGCGCAAGGGUAAAAACAGGAUGUACAGGAGGGUUUCAAAUGAUGUGUCGGAGUCUGAAGACGAGGAGGAUGAUAAAUUUGACAUAAGAAAUCACGAAAAAUCGAAAAAAAUUAAAGAAAACUCUGUUUAA